CGUUUGGCAGAACAAACCGGGUUGUACGGAGUCAAAGAAAUGCUGGAAUCCGACAGAUUCAUCGAAGAGGUUUUCGAGGAAGACGAUUUCGCUAAAUGCGACCUUGAAAUUCAGGGAGUCCCUUACUUCAUCGUGAAUGACCGGUUCUACUUGGAGGGAGCCAAUCCACCUUCUGCCUUUCUUAAUGUUUUUCAAAUCAUGGAGAGGAUGCUAGCGAAUGAGAAAGCUUUGUGUAUCGAUGGUAACUAGGUAUCUGCUUGCCAUCUGUAUUCCUUUGGGAUAUUUUUAUAUUAAUAUAAACCUAUUAAUAUCUUGCAUAUU
Molecule: messenger RNA, 321 nt
Organism: Blastocystis hominis
Lineage: Eukaryota; Bigyra; Opalinata; Blastocystidae
Exons: 2
Coding region: 40-249 (69 amino acids)
Source: RefSeq, a predicted model, not a curated record